AUGGUUCAAUCAUCUGUUCUCGGUUUCCCCCGUAUGGGAGCCAACCGUGAGUUGAAGAAGGCUACCGAGUCCUACUGGGCCGGAAAAUCCUCCGUCGAGUCUCUCAUCGAGACUGGCAAGACCCUCCGAGCUGCCCACUGGAAGAUCCAGAAGGAUGCUGGUGUUGAUAUCAUCCCCAGCAAUGACUUCUCUUUCUACGAUCAGGUCCUUGACCACAUCCAGCUCUUCAAUGCUGUUCCUGAGAGAUACACCAAGUACAAUCUAUCCCCCCUAGAGACCUUCUUUGCCAUGGGCCGUGGUCUCCAGAGGAAGGCUACAGAUACCACUGAAGCCGUCGAUGUUACCAGCUUGGAAAUGGUCAAAUGGUUCGACAGCAACUACCACUAUGUCCGCCCAACUCUCCAGGAUAACCAGACCUUCAAGCUCUCUGGCACCAAGCCCAUUGAUGAGUUCAACGAGGCCAAGGAGCUCGGAAUUGUCACCCGUCCAGUCGUUCUCGGACCUGUCUCUUUCCUCCACCUCGGAAAGGCUGACCGUGGCCAGACUGUUAACCCAAUUGACUUGCUUGACAGCCUCCUCCCAGUCUACGAGGAGCUUCUUACCAAGCUCGCCGAGGCCGGUGCUGAGACCGUCCAGAUCGAUGAACCAGUCUUGGUUCUCGACCUCCCAGAGAAGACCAAGAAGGCCUUCGCCACCGCCUACUCCAAGCUCGGAGCUUUGGCUAACGGUCCCAAGCUGGUCUUGGCUACCUACUUCGGUGACAUCGUCCACAACAUCGACGUCGUCCCAUCGAUCAACCACCUCUACGGACUUCACAUCGAUCUCGUCCGUGCCCCUGGUCAGCUUAAGGAUGUCCUAGCUGCCGUUGGUGAGAAGCAGAUUCUCUCUGCCGGUGUCGUUGACGGACGUAAUAUCUGGAAGACCAACUUCAGCAAGGCCAUCGGCCUCGUUGAGACUGCCGUCGAGGCUCUCGGAGCUGACCGCGUCAUUGUCGCUACCAGCUCUUCCCUCCUCCACACCCCACACACUCUCGCUUCGGAGAAGAAGCUCGCCGCUGAUGUUGCCGACUGGUUCUCCUUCGCUUCUGAGAAGGCCAAGGAAGUUGCCAUCAUUGCUAAGGCUGUCACUGAGGGCUCUGAUGCUGUCGCUGAAGAGCUCAAGGCUAAUGCUGCCUCUGUUAAGGCCCGUGCUACCUCCGAGCGCACCAACGAUGCUGCCGUCAAGGACCGUCAAGCUGCCAUCACUGAGGCCGACUACAGCCGCAAGUCCCCAUUCCCAGAACGUAUUGCUGCUCAGUCCAAGACCUUGAACCUCCCCAAGUUCCCCACCACCACCAUUGGUUCCUUCCCACAGACCUCUGAGAUCCGUGUUCAACGAAACAAGUUCACCAAGGGAGAGAUCACCGCCGAACAGUACGAGAAGUUCAUCGAGAAGGAGAUCGAUGAUGUCAUCGCCAUCCAGGAGGAGAUCGGUCUCGAUGUCCUCGUCCACGGCGAGCCAGAGCGAAACGACAUGGUUCAAUACUUCGGUGAGCGCCUCAACGGCUACGUCUUCACCACCCACGCCUGGGUCCAGUCUUACGGAUCUCGUUGCGUCCGUCCACCAAUCAUCGUUGGUGACAUCUCUCGUCCAGCUCCUAUGACCGUCAAGGAGUCCAAGUACGCUCAGUCCAAGACCAAGAAGCCAAUGAAGGGUAUGUUGACUGGUCCAGUCACCUGUCUUCGAUGGUCCUUCCCACGUGACGACGUCCACCAGUCCGUUCAAGCCGAGCAGCUCGCUCUCGCUCUCCGUGACGAAGUCGUCGACCUCGAGAAGGCCGGCAUCUACGUCAUCCAGGUCGACGAGCCAGCCAUCCGUGAAGGUUUCCCUCUCCGUGACGGCAAGGAGCGUGACGAGUACCUCAAGUGGGCUGUCAACAGCUUCAAGCUCUCCACCGCCGGUGUCGAAGACGGUACCCAGAUCCACUCCCACUUCUGCUACUCCGACUUCCAGGACAUGUUCUCCCUCAUCUCCGACCUUGAUGCCGAUGUCUUGUCCAUCGAGAACUCCAAGUCCGAUGCCAAGCUCCUCAACGUCUUCAAGAAGGAGGAGUACCCACGUCACAUUGGACCCGGUGUCUACGACAUUCACUCCCCCCGUAUCCCAAGCUACGAGGAGAUCAAGAACAGAAUUGAGGAGAUGCUUGCCUACCUCAAGCCUGAGCAGCUCUGGAUCGACCCUGACUGCGGUUUGAAGACCAGACAGUGGACUGAGACUAAGCCUGCUCUCACCAACUUGGUCAAUGCUGCCAAGUUCUUCCGUGAGAAGUAUGCUUAA
Messenger RNA from Orbilia oligospora ATCC 24927, 2316 nucleotides. RefSeq lists its product as uncharacterized. The record is from RefSeq and is a predicted model, not a curated record. Gene Ontology annotation, molecular function: 5-methyltetrahydropteroyltriglutamate-homocysteine S-methyltransferase activity; zinc ion binding. The transcript has 5 exons. The coding region runs from base 1 to 2316 and encodes 771 amino acids. NCBI's taxonomy places the organism in Eukaryota, Fungi, Ascomycota, Orbiliomycetes, Orbiliales, Orbiliaceae.